Messenger RNA from Puccinia triticina, 513 nucleotides. RefSeq lists its product as uncharacterized. The transcript has 3 exons. The record is from RefSeq and is a predicted model, not a curated record. The coding region runs from base 1 to 513 and encodes 170 amino acids. NCBI's taxonomy places the organism in Eukaryota, Fungi, Basidiomycota, Pucciniomycetes, Pucciniales, Pucciniaceae.
AUGCCAUCGACCACAUCGCGCCUGGUGGUGGAACUCACGCACAAUGGCACGAAGCUGCGGGGAGUGGUCGUGACGGGCUCGGAGCUCAACCUCGUCGCGGAACAUACGGCGCGCAAGGCGAACCUGCGGCUGUUUGAGCUGACCAGGCCGACCUCGGUCCGGCUUGCACUGGGCGACCCCUCGUCGGAGCCCACUGUCCUCCGACAGUUCGCCACCGUCACGCUCGUAGACCCGGUCUCGGAGUGGAACUUGGCUGCUCGCGCGCCUGCCCUUGUCGCCGGUGUGUCCGCCAUGUCUGGAACGUCUAUGGCCCAGGUGUCCUGGCCAAAACCCAAGUCUAGCGGGAUGAGAACGACGAUGCAUGUGUUUAUACCAACCCUUCUGUUUCAUCUCCCGUCUUAUCUAGCAAGCGAUUUAACACUAAACGAACCGGAAGACACCGCUGCAAACGAAAUUCCGGCAGCCCUCCGGGACGUGGAUCAAUUCAUGAUCUUCGACAGCCGGGGAGUAUGA